CCUCUUAUUUUUAAAGGCACUUAUGAUUUUUGUGGUACUGUUCUUAUGUCCAAAGCUUUGACAUCAGUUAUUUCCAUUAUUAGAAGCCUGAUAAAUGUUGAUGAAGAAAUGUUUGUGUCCAGUUUGCUGUAAUAAGAAAGAAAAAGUGCUGUUCUUCAUGAGUUACUGUAUAUUUAUAAACUGCCUAGCUAUCCAAGUUGAAAUAAGAAUAUUCAUGUAAAAUAAUUCUACCCUUAAACCCCUAGUAUGAAAAUUCCUCUUCUUAAAUCUCCUCCUAGGUUCUUCCUCCAAAACAGUUGUCUGGUUAUUUUGGCAUUUGCAUGGGUGGUUCAAAAAUCUUACAGAAUGCUUGUGCAUGGAGUUGACCAAAAGGAGUUUAAUGAAAGGAUAGAACUCCUGGUUGAGUGUUUCUUAUACGUGUAUAUUGAAGGAGAACGUUUUCUUUGGGAAAGUAAACUUAUGUGAAAUUUUCUUAUUGACAUCUUUCUGUUACCUGGGGAAAUACUCAAGCUCACUGAAGGUAUUAAUCUGUACCUUCUGUUCAUGCCUUGAUGCCAUGGUGGCUCUCAUUUCUAAAAGGAUUACAUGUCAAUUACUUUUCUCUCUUUUUAAGUCUUUAAACUUAAACCUUCAAACUAUUUUUUUUAAAACUUCAACAGAAUAACUGCUUUGAGACUAGGAUGUGUCUUUGGUUGCUAAGGGGUUGCAGCGUUUAAAUACCUUCUGCAGCCAAUUGACAGAUGACUAAUAUCACAGUUCGCCAGCAGCUUACAUUUGCAGAACUGUGACCAGCUAAAAAAAGAAGGAAUGGUGUAGAAGCGAGAACCAUCUCAAUUGUUCACAUAAGGAAAUCUUGAUUAUGUUGUUUCAUCAUAAAGCACCUAUAGUGUUUUGGGAUGAGUCAUCCUCUGCUGAUUUUGAGUAGAAGGGCUGUGACAAAAGUGACUAAUAAAGUGGCUCUCCCAGCUUGCAAAUAGAAUUUGAUGUCCCAUUUUAGAUAUCCUCUGAGAAAUAAAUCACUGCUAGAAUUGGAAUCAAACCUCAAGCUUUAUUUCUCCACCCAACAGCCCAGCGAUUAAUAUAUGUAACAUGCACACACACAUAGACGAUGAGGACACACCUAUUUUGUUGGUGAUGAUGAAAGACAGAAUAUUUGGUCUUUUGCAUUGUACUUCUCUCUCCCUCUCUUUCUCAUCCCCACAAACCCAGCUGCUACUAUUUGCAACCCUGCUGCUACUGCUGCUAAGUCACUUCAGUCGUGCCCGACUCUAAAGUCAGCCAAAAAAAUAAGAAACAACAUGAAUAGAAUGUGAAAUGGUCAUUAUUGUCCUCAUUGUAAAUAGCUGCUAGUGUUAUUGAUCAGUUUCCUAUAGCUUGUUCAUUGCCUGCCUUUGCUCAAUAUCACCUCCUAAUCUAUGGUUAAAAUCUUGUAACUGAAAGAACUGCAGUAACUUUUAUUUUGUGCAUUUGUUGAGUGUCUCCUCUUUUUCUCCCUCCCCUAUACCACAACCACAUAACACUUGACACUUGGCCAGAAUAUCCAUUAACCAAAUGUUGGAUAAAAUAUAUUUGUUAGACAUGGUUUUGCCUCUCUGUGUAAAAUGGGAGAAAUCGGAACAAGUGAAGAUUAAACGACAGAGGAAGAGUCGGGUUAGUUAGGGGAACAGAAAGCUGGACUAGGGUUGAUUUCCUGGCAACACUUUCUUAGCAAAGAGAACAAUUUUAAUCAGUUACAAAAAUAUUUGUGAUCCAUAUGUUCCUCUCUGCUCGUUCCCAUAUGCCCAUAUUCCCUUUUAUCUUGGUGGAUGAUGACUUUAUGAUUCAGGAAUGCAAGAAUAAUACCUCGCUGGCUUUAGAGCACAGUGCUAUUUCCAAACGUGUCCUGGUAAUUACGCACACACUAUAUAUCCAGGCUGUUCACGCUCUGAGAUGGUUACGUGAAUAUCAGUUUGUUCUUUCUUCGUGGAAAGAAUUAUAUCUUGCAUCCACCUACUGGGGCUGGAAUAAGGCAUCUAAGGCUUAGAUCUGAAAACCGCAGGAGCACUUCACCGGCUGGAUUAACCCCACUGUGCAAAUAGGAGCAUCAGAAAAAGGAGACGGGAAGGCUGCAGUGAUCAUUGAUAACUUCAUUCUCUUUGACAAAAGGAAACCAGAAGCCAGAAAGCAUUUGGUAAAUCCAUCCAUCACAGGUGGACCAUGUGUCAGACCGUGUAAGGGAAUCACAUGGAGAUGGGCGUUUUGAACUGUUAAUGGGGACAUGGGACUCCCGUUGUCUCUGAUCCCACGUGUGGAUUUUCCCAGCGAAGAAGGACAGAAGCCGCUCCUAAGUUGCCAAGACCGGCAGCCGGACUCCUGCACGAAAGGGUGUCAAACCUUGUGAUUUUAAUUUGCAUCUGGGAGAAUGUCUGAGCCAGGAGACCUGAGUCAGACCAUAGUGGAGGAAGGUGGGCCUGAGCAGGAGACGGCCACUCCGGAGAAUGGUGUGAUUAAAUCUGAAAGUCUGGACGAGGAGGAGAAACUGGAAUUACAGAGGCGGCUGGCGGCUCAGAACCAAGAGAGAAGAAAAUCCAAGUCAGGAGCAGGAAAAGGUAAAUUGACUCGCAGCCUUGCUGUCUGUGAAGAGUCCUCGGCCAGACCAGGAGGGGAAAGUCUUCAGGACCAGGAAUCAAUUCAUUUACAGCUUUCCAGUUUUCCCAGCCUGCAAGAGGAGGAUAAAUCUAGGAAAGAUGACUCUGAAAGAGAAAAAGAAAAGGAUAAAAACAAAGAUAAAACCUCUGAAAAACCCAAGAUCAGAAUGUUAUCAAAAGAUUGCAGCCAAGAAUAUACGGAUUCUACAGGCAUAGAUUUACAUGAGUUUCUGAUUAACACAUUAAAGAAUAAUUCCAGAGACAGGAUGAUACUCCUGAAAAUGGAGCAGGAAAUUAUUGAUUUCAUUGGUGACAAUAAUCAUUAUAAAAAGUUUCCUCAGAUGUCAUCCUACCAGAGGAUGCUUGUCCAUCGCGUGGCCGCUUACUUUGGGCUGGAUCACAACGUGGACCAAACAGGGAAAUCGGUCAUCAUCAACAAGACCAGCAACACGAGAAUACCAGAGCAAAGGUUUUGUGAACAUUUAAAAGAUGAAAAAGGUGAAGAAUCCCAGAAGCGGUUUAUCUUGAAGCGAGAUAACUCUAGUAUUGAUAAAGAAGACACUCAGCAAAACAGAAUGCAUCCAUUUAGAGAUGACAGACGAAGUAAAUCAAUUGAAGAGAGAGAAGAGGAAUAUCAGAGAGUGAGGGAGAGAAUAUUUGCACAUGAUUCAGUUUGCUCCCAGGAAAGCCUCUUUGUGGAAAACAGUAGGCUCUUGGAAGACAGUAACAUAUGCAGUGAGACCUAUAAGAAAAGACAGCUCUUUCGAGGCAACCGAGACGGCUCAGGGAGAACUUCGGGAAGCAGGCAGAGCAGCUCUGAGAAUGAACUCAAGUGGUCUGACCACCAGCGGGCCUGGAGCAGCACAGACUCCGACAGCUCCAACCGCAAUCUCAAGCCGGCCAUGACCAAGACGGCGAGUUUCGGGGGCAUCACGGUGCUGAGCAGGGCUGACAGCACGUCCAGUAGCAGAAGUACCGGGAAGCUGUCCAAAGCAGGUAGUUCCGAGUCCUCCAGCAGUGCAGGCUCCUCAGGAUCGCUGUCACGCACGUAUCCGCCUCUCCAGAGCACUCCGCUGGUCUCGGGCGUGGCAGCCACUUCUCCUGGCUGUGUGACCUACCCAGAGAAUGGGAUGGGGGGCCAGGUCGCUCCCAGCAGCACCAGCUACAUCCUUCUUCCGCUCGAAGCUGCCACAGGCAUCCCACCCGGAAGCAUCCUCCUUAAUCCACACACAGGCCAGCCCUUCGUGAAUCCUGAUGGGACCCCCGCCAUCUACAACCCCCCAGCCAGCCAGCAGCCCCUGCGUAGUGCGAUGGUGGGGCAGGCCCAGCCGCAGCCCCAGCAGCAGCCCUCCCCGCAGCCCCAACAGCAGGUCCAGCCAGCCCAGCCACAAAUGGCCAGCCCCCUGGUCACUCAGGGCCUGCAGGCUUCCUCCCAGUCCGUACAAUACCCAGCUGUGUCUUUUCCUCCCCAGCAUCUCCUGCCCGUGUCGCCAACGCCGCAGUUCCCCCUGAGAGAGGAUGUGGCCACACAGUUUGGCCAGAUGACCCUGAGCCGGCAGUCCUCGGGAGAGACUCCCGAGCCCCCCUCCGGUCCCGUCUACCCGCCGUCCCUCCUGCCUCAGCCCACCCAGCAGCCAAGCUACGUCAUCGCUUCCACGGGUCAGCAGCUUCCCACGGGGAGCUUCUCUGGCUCCCAGCAAGUCCUCCAACCCCCUGCCUCACCACAGGGAUUCGUGCAUCAGCCUCCACCAACACAGAUGCCUGUGUAUUAUUAUCCGUCUGGUCAGUACCCUACCUCAACCACGCAGCAGUACCGGCCCAUGGCCUCGGUUCAGUUCAGUGCUCAGAGGGGCCAGCAGAUACCACCGACGGUGCAGCCAGCAGGUUACCAGCCAGUCUUGUCUGGUCAGCAGGGGUUCCAAGGCCUCAUGGGGGUGCAGCAGCCACCUCAGAGUCAGGGCGUGAUGAGCAGCCAGCAAGGAACUCCAGUGCAGAGCGUGAUGGUCUCCUACCCAACCGUGUCUAAUUAUCAGGUGCCAAUGACCCAGGGUUCUCAAGGACUGCCCCAGCAGUCGUACCAACAGCCACUCAUGCUACCUACCCAGGCAGGCCAAGGCUCCCUCCCAGCCGCCGGGAUGCCCGUGUACUGUAACGUCACACCGCCGACCCCUCAGAACAACCUUAGGCUGAUGGGCCCGCCCUGCCCCUCCAGCACUGUCCCCGUGGUGUCGGCCAGCUGCAGGACCAACUGUGCCAGCAUGAGCAACGCCGGGUGGCAGGUCAAGUUCUGAGCUCUCCAGCCGUGGCCCGUGUCUUCCGACACUACCGUGGCCCUUUGCGGGAAGAGGAGCCAGGUGGGCAAACUCGCUGAGGACUUAAGUAUUCACUCCACACCCAAAUGACUGCUGCUGGUAUUCUGUAAAAAAAAAAAAAAAAAGACUAAUCCACACGUUAGCUGGUUAAUGGUGCAUAUUUCCGUCAUGUCCGCUAGGUAUGCCUUUCUAGCUUAGCUAGUGACAUGAAUUCAUCAAGGUAAGAUUUUCUCCUACCACUGAAUACCACUGUGUAGACGAUACUAUCCCUAAUUUGGAUUCUUAGUUUUGUACUUUGUGUUGAGUUUGUGAUGCUAAGAAGUAUUUAAAAAAAAUUAUAUACUGCAAUCACAUUGUACCAAAGCUGUAAUGGAAAAGAAAAGAAUUGAUGAAUGGAAGGAAUAAUUUAUAUACACAAUAGAGUUUUCUUUUUUUAAUGGAUAUAUACUGUAUUGUAGUGUUUAAUCGAAAUAAAACUAUUUGACCUUAUGGAGGAAGGUCAUGUUUUUA
Molecule: messenger RNA, 5449 nt
Organism: Bubalus bubalis (water buffalo)
Lineage: Eukaryota; Metazoa; Chordata; Mammalia; Artiodactyla; Bovidae
Gene: ARPP21
Product: cAMP regulated phosphoprotein 21
Exons: 21
Coding region: 2402-4918 (838 amino acids)
Cellular component (GO): cytoplasm
Molecular function (GO): nucleic acid binding
Source: RefSeq, a predicted model, not a curated record